Messenger RNA from Nilaparvata lugens (brown planthopper), 838 nucleotides. Its product is annotated as venom allergen 5. NCBI's taxonomy places the organism in Eukaryota, Metazoa, Arthropoda, Insecta, Hemiptera, Delphacidae. Bases 80 to 550 code for a protein of 156 amino acids. Gene Ontology annotation, cellular component: extracellular region. The record is from RefSeq and is a predicted model, not a curated record. The transcript has 6 exons.
UCAGAUGUAAUUAAAGCCCAUACGACUACCGUGCUACAGUUGCACUGGUCAGCUUGAUGAUCAACCUCCAGCUCAGAAUAUGCAGGAAAUGACAUGGGAUAACAAACUGGCUGAGAGAGCACAAUAUUGGGCCGAUCAGUGCAACUUUAAGCAUGAUGAAAAUAGAGAGAAAAAAACUGGACAGAAUUUGUAUAUUAUCUACUAUGGUGGAUCACAUGCAGAGCGACAACAUAACUUCACUGCAGCCAUAAAAAGCUGGUACGAUGAGAAUCAAUACUACACAUAUAAGGAGCUUCAGAAAGGAGACUCCCGUGAUCCAAGAACUCAAACUGGUCAUUAUACUCAGGUGGUGUGGGCCAAUACUAACAAAGUUGGAUGUGGAUUUGCCAGCUACUAUCACACUGGAAAGAAACAAGACCAAAUACUCUAUGUGUGCAAUUAUGCGCCAGCAGGAAAUUACGAAGGAGAGUACCCAUACAUAAAAGGAGAACCUAAUUGUGAAGAAAAUGGACUGUCCAACAGCGACAUCGAUGGGCUCUGUAAGAAAUAGGAAAAUUGAAAAUUUUGUCACAGUGAUUGGAAGAUUAAACUAUGAGUCUGAAGAUAUGAUCUGGAUGAAUAUCAAAUUUAAAACUAUCAAGUAAUUUUGCACUCUUCAAAACCAAAAAAUAGCAAUAUAGGCUACUAAAUUACUGCCUUUGCUUCCAUAAUAUGGAAGCAAAUAUUCCAUAAUAUAAUAGAUAUUAUCUAUAAUACUAGCCUAUUUCAAGUUAACUCAAUGCAUGUUGUUUAUCUUGUUUAUGCAAGUAUUAUAAUUACCUAUAUGUUAAAUAGAAAG